Oncorhynchus tshawytscha (Chinook salmon) is the source of this 2114-nucleotide messenger RNA. It is a transcript of the gene nipa2, whose product is annotated as NIPA magnesium transporter 2. The record is from RefSeq and is a predicted model, not a curated record. Gene Ontology annotation, cellular component: membrane. Gene Ontology annotation, biological process: magnesium ion transport. The transcript has 6 exons. Gene Ontology annotation, molecular function: magnesium ion transmembrane transporter activity. Lineage: Eukaryota; Metazoa; Chordata; Actinopteri; Salmoniformes; Salmonidae. The coding region runs from base 261 to 1361 and encodes 366 amino acids.
AUCGGCCUUUCACCAUGUGUGGGCGGACAGCGUCAACCUUGCCUUCAAAUUAGGUCGUAACAAAAUGAGAGAGCUACAUAGCUAUAACUUGCUAUUUAUCACAUAGCUAGCUAACUACCACUGUUUUCCUGGAAAGACCUGGGAUCUUUUCACCAGGUAGAGUGGUGACACAGGUUGGUGACAGGUGUUCGGCUGGUCAGCAACUCCUGUGUGUUGUGGUCAAUGUAACAGACAGUACGAACAACACAUCCAGCGUCACCAUGGGCCAGGACAGAGGGAAGUAUGAUUUCUACAUCGGCCUGGGACUAGCCAUCAGCUCCAGCAUCUUCAUAGGAGGAAGCUUCAUUCUCAAGAAGAAAGGACUACUCCGCCUGGCCAGGAAGGGACAGUGUAGGGCAGGACAAGGUGGACACGCAUAUCUUAAAGAAUGUCUCUGGUGGGCUGGCUUAUUAUCAAUGGCGGCUGGAGAAGGGGCGAACUUUGCAGCGUAUGCCUUUGCUCCUGCUACGCUCGUCACCCCUCUGGGGGCCCUCAGUGUGCUGGUCAGUGCGGUGCUGUCCUCGUACUUCCUGACCGAGCGUCUGAACCUGCACGGGAAGCUGGGCUGUCUGCUCAGUAUCUUGGGCUCUACUACCAUGGUGAUCCACGCCCCUCAGGAGGAAGAGAUCAACAGUCUGGACCACAUGGCUCGGAAACUGGUGGACCCAGGUUUCCUGGUGUUUGCCACCUUCGUCAUCAUCGUAGCGCUCAUCUUCAUCUUGGUGGUGGGCCCUCGGCACGGCCAGACCAACAUCAUGGUGUAUAUUACCAUCUGCUCUGUGAUAGGAGCUCUGUCGGUGUCGUGUGUGAAGGGGUUGGGCAUUGCCAUCAAAGAGGCCAUAGCUGGGAGGCCCGUGGUGGGGAACCCUUUAGCCUGGGUGUUACUGCUCGGGCUGGUGGCCUGCGUCUCCACUCAGAUCAACUACCUGAACAAGGCUCUGGAUAUCUUCAACACCUCCCUGGUCACACCCAUCUACUAUGUGUUCUUCACCACCUCAGUCCUCUCCUGCUCUGCCAUCCUCUUCAAGGAGUGGGAGCACAUGGCUACUGCUGAUGUUAUCGGGACUCUGAGUGGGUUCCUGACCAUUAUAGUUGGUAUCUUUCUGCUCCAUGCCUUUAAGGACCUUAGUGUGAGCCUGUCCACGCUGGCGGUGUCCAUCAGGAAGGACGAGAGGCCCGGGCCGGCAGCUAACGGAGUGGCAACACACGGCAGCUACGAACUGCUGCGCAAUGACUCCACAGACAUGAACCUGGAGGAGAGGGAGGUGGGCCUGCCGUUUGACAGCCUGUCUAGGAGGAAUGGUACCAUGACAGCCUCUUAGAGGACCUAGCAAGCAGACCCCCCCUCCCCUCCUACUGACAGCCUCUUAGAGGACCUAGCAGCAGACCCCCCCCUCAUCCUACUGACAGCCUCUUAGAGGACCUAGCUGCCAGGUCCUGCAGACGCCCCCCAUCUGACUGACUAGGAUUACGUCCCAAAUGGCAUCCCUUUAUAGUGCAAUACUCUGGUUAAAAGUAGUGCACUAUAGAGGAUAGGGUGCUAUUUGGGGAUUUGCCUAGGACUACACUGGUGUGGAUGGUUGUUUUUUACAUUAAAACAAUCAACUCUUGACUUAGAUGGACCCACUGAUUGUACUUGGAUUAGAUUUGCCUUCUGUUCUCUGACGACAUGGAGACGGGUUCAUCUCAUCCUCAGAAGCAGGAGACAGGGGUUCAUCUCAUCCUCAGAAGCAGGCAAUAUUCAUACUACAUUAUACAUUCUGUAUUUAAACCUGCACAGAGUUUCCUUCUACAAAUCAACAGCUUUGAUUUUGUAAUAUUCUUGAUGGAGAUCCCAGGUCUAAUUUUUAAUUUUGGCUCCAGUUCUGAGUUUGGCAGGUCAAUAAGGAUAUGUGGCACCCUAUUCCCUACAUAGUGCACUACCCCUAUGGAUCUGGUCAGAAGUAGUGCACUAUAGAGGGAAUAGGGGGUCAUUUGGAACGUAAAACUGAUACGUGUUCUUAAUUGUGAUACCUGAAGAGUUAAAUCACCAACUGUUUUUUUUGUAUCUUUUACAUAAAUGCAUUCAAGAAGAA